GAUUUGAUAGAGUGCUGCUUUCUCGAGCUUUGAGCACACCAGAUACUAUUUUUUCGACCCAAGGUUAAUUACCUAGAGAGCAAUAACUUGUUUGACAAUCAACUCUUUACUAGAUCCUAGAACUUAAUUAUCCUUGGAUGUCUAGUUGGACUCCACUAACCAUAAUUAAGAUCUACCUCCACUAGUAAAAUGGCCACAAUAUGAGCCAGGUAUUCAAAACCUAAGUCCAUAACUAAAAUCUUCGGUGUUUGAGCGAUAUUAUGCGUGGUGAAACGUGAACCACCAGGAACAAGGCACUUCCUAUGUUUGAGCUUUGUCAGUAGCCAGCGUUCCCAUAAGGCAAUAAAGCAAGGCACCUUUGUGCCUUUACUACUCUCUUCCUUUAUUGCUGUAAGAAGAGGUACUGAAAAACACAGCAAACAGCCGCCUUCUCACGAGAUUCUACCUCUCUAAACCGCCUUUCUUUGGACCUCGUCACAGUCGUCUGACAUCUCCUCUUCCUCUGUCUCUCCUGCCCUUUUUCUCAGCUGUACUUGAAAAAUCUCCCCAGGUCAAAACUCACUGUGAAAACUCGCUUGUAAGUAACAUAGAUCAUAUAUGUAGGACUUCUGUCUCUGUUUUUUGGAAACUCAAAAGAAGAAAGAACAGAAACUCCCUCAACCCCACGUGUGGUUUAAGGAAAAAAAGGCUCAUAAUCAUGUGUUUCAGAGCUCAAAUCAGCCAAAACUGAAGUGCCCGUUUGAGGAUACCAUCCAAGUAACAUGAUUGUCAGAUCUCCAAGUCAUCAAAAGACAUAAAAAACGAGAGGGAUCAAUAAUAGCAUGAAGCAGAGGUUUUCAGAAAGUAUGAUCUGGUGGCCAUUCAUGAAGUUACCAGCUAGAUCGUCUGCUGUCAUCUUCCUCCUUCUCUUCCUCCUCGUCGGGGCGUUGGUCUGCACGCGUCUCCUCGACUCCACUGUUAUUGGUGGCAGCACGGUCGUGAAAACAUUUUUGACUGUCAAAAUCCCUAAAAUACCCCGAAACAAAACCGAGUACCCGGUCAACUGCACCGCCUUCAACCCCACACGAAAAUGCCCCACGAAUUACCCGACGAACACUCAAGAAGGUCCAGACCGUCCAUCACUCUCCACGUGUCCCGAGCACUUCCGAUGGAUCCACGAAGACUUACGUCCAUGGGCCCACACGGGAAUCUCAAGAGACAUGGUAGAAAGGGCUAAAAGAACAGCGAAUUUUAGACUGGUCAUUGUGAAUGGCAAAGCAUACAUGGAAAGAUAUAGAAAGUCUUUUCAGACAAGAGAUACUUUUACAGUGUGGGGAAUUGUACAGUUACUGAGGAAGUACCCCGGGAAAUUGCCUGAUUUGGAUAUGAUGUUUGAUUGUGUUGACUGGCCUGUUGUUCGAUCAAGCGAUUAUAGUGGGCCCAAUGCCACGUCCCCACCUGCUUUGUUUCGGUAUUGUGGUGAUGAUGAUUCCCUCGAUGUUGUUUUUCCUGAUUGGUCCUUCUGGGGAUGGCCAGAGAUUAAUAUAAAGCCAUGGGAGUCUUUGUCGAAUGACUUGAAAGCAGGAAACAAGAUCACCAAAUGGAUGGAAAGGGAGCCUUACGCUUAUUGGAAAGGAAAUCCGUCUGUGGCUGCAACAAGGCAAGACCUUAUGAAAUGCCAUGCAUCUGAAACGCAAGACUGGAAUGCUCGCGUCUAUGCUCAGGACUGGAUUAAAGAAUCACAGCAAGGAUACCAGCAAUCAAACUUGGCAAACCAAUGCGUUCACAAGUAUAAAAUCUACAUUGAAGGGUCUGCGUGGUCAGUCAGUGAAAAAUACAUUCUUGCCUGUGACUCUGUUACCUUACUGGUGAAACCCCAUUACUAUGAUUUCUUCACAAGAAGUUUGGUGCCGAAUCGGCACUACUGGCCUAUUAAGGAGGAUGACAAGUGCAGAUCCAUUAAGUUUGCUGUUGAAUGGGGCAACAACCAUAGUGAAGAGGCACAGGCAAUGGGAAAAGCGGCAAGUGAAUUCAUUCAAGAGAACUUGAAGAUGGAUUAUGUCUAUGACUACAUGUUUCAUCUCUUAAAUGAGUAUGCUAAACUCUUAACCUUCAAGCCUACUAUACCUGGAAGAGCUAUUGAACUAUGUGCAGAAGCAAUGGCUUGCCCAGCAAAUGGUCUAGAGAAGAAGUUUAUGAUGGACUCCAUGGUGAUGAGUCCUGCGGACACAAGUCCAUGCACCAUGCCUCCUCCCUAUGAUCCUCCAUCUCUCCAUUCCAUUUUUCAAAGAAAUGACAAUUCUAUAAAACAAGUCGAGUCUUGGGAGAAGGAAUACUGGGAUAAUCAAAUUAAGCAGUCUUAGCUACCACUAUAUAGUCUUGAUAUUUAUCUUUCAAUCCACAUAAAUAAAUGUAUAGUCUUGAAUAACUGUUCUUUGCAUUUUUGUCACUAUGAGACGGAUAAACAUCUUUUGAUGAUAAUGUUUGCCGAGAACGAAUUCUAUAAAAUAAACAUCUUUUAUCAAGACAGUACCUUAGGCUGCUUAUAUUUU
This is a messenger RNA of Populus euphratica (Euphrates poplar), 2531 nucleotides long. Its product is annotated as O-glucosyltransferase rumi homolog. The transcript is spliced from 6 exons. NCBI's taxonomy places the organism in Eukaryota, Viridiplantae, Streptophyta, Magnoliopsida, Malpighiales, Salicaceae. Bases 822 to 2342 code for a protein of 506 amino acids. The record is from RefSeq and is a predicted model, not a curated record.